Molecule: messenger RNA, 1197 nt
Organism: Heterobasidion irregulare TC 32-1
Lineage: Eukaryota; Fungi; Basidiomycota; Agaricomycetes; Russulales; Bondarzewiaceae
Product: major facilitator superfamily
Exons: 9
Coding region: 1-1197 (398 amino acids)
Biological process (GO): transmembrane transport
Cellular component (GO): membrane
Molecular function (GO): transmembrane transporter activity
Source: RefSeq, a predicted model, not a curated record
AUGUCUGGAUUGCUGACCGCGUACAACCUAGAUUCAAGGCCCGUCAUCGAAGCCCAGGGGCAAUUCAAUGCCAACCAUGUACUCGCUGAUUCUGGUCUCUCGUUCCCAUCCUCGUCCUGCUGCGCGCGCAUUUCAUUGUCUGCCUUUCAAUCCCAAUCAGUCUGGGUUGAGACGCUCGACUUCUGCCCACAAAUCAUGUCGUCCGUUGACACCUCCCCCCAGCAACUCGAUGAAGUCCCUGCGAAGCUUUCUGUCCCUGACGCUGAAUCAAAAGUUGAUGGUCCUGCUUCGGACCGUCCAAUGUUCGAACACAUAACCAAGACACGCAGCGGCGAUGCACAGGCUGCUGUGAUGACAAAGAUCGACCUUAUGAUUAUUCCGCUUGUGGGCAUCAUUUACUUUGUAUCGUUCCUGGAUCGCGCGAACAUCGGGAACGCGCGCAUUGCUGGCAUUCAGAAAGAUCUUAAUAUGACUGAUCAUCAGUUUUCUGUCUCUCUGACCAUCUUCUACGUGCCAUACGCUAUGGUGGAAAUUCCUGUUAAUCUGGUAAUGAGAAGAUUCGGCGCAAACAUCACCAUCCCGCUGAUGGUCGUACUGUGGGGUUUCUCCGGUGCAUGUCAAGGUGCUGUCACCUCCUAUGGAGGCUUGAUCGCUUGUCGUUUCUUUCUGGGCAUGGCUGAAGGUGGCCUCUUUUCCGGCCUUGUCCUGUAUCUUUCCAACUUCUAUCCCAGGCACUCGCUGCAGCUUCGGCUAUUGAUGAUGUUCAGCAUGACCUCUUUGGUCGGCGCGUUCUCUGGUUUGCUGGUGGCGGCCAUCGAGGAUAUGGACGGAUUGAGAGGUUUGGAAGCUGAGCGUGGAUAUUCGUGCUGGUGCGUUAUAGAAGAGGUCUUUACCGUCCUAUGCGGAAUAUUGGGCUUUUUUCUGCUCCCACGCGAACCUUCGAAGCUUCGGUGGCUGACUCGGCACGAGAAAGCCGUCUACGUCGACAUGUUGAGAGAAGACUGGAGCGGGGAUGCGGAGGACGAGAAAUUCAGCUGGGCCGAAGUCUGGAGCGUGUUUUUGGAUGCUCCGCACGUCCCCAUACUCUGCAUGCAUUUCUUCAUUGAAGGUGAUUCCUUGAUUUUUGUCUUCACCGAGAGUGUUGUCGUUGAUCUGUGGUUGCAUGUGAAUCACCUAUUCGGUUUGGCGACGUUGUAA